Messenger RNA from Pseudo-nitzschia multistriata, 2701 nucleotides. NCBI's taxonomy places the organism in Eukaryota, Bacillariophyta, Bacillariophyceae, Bacillariales, Bacillariaceae. The record is from the annotation of a GenBank genome assembly.
GGUCGGCAAUAUAUAGAGAAAAGCAGAAUGCGGCUUCGACUAUCCGGCGCGACGCUUCUCGCGGUAGUCUCUCUAUCGCGUUGCCACGCAUACUUUGCGGGGGAGCAGAUCGUCCGGGCCAAGCCGGGGACCGCCUCCAUCGAUGUUCGGGGAUGGCGCGCAGCCACAAGCACAAGGCCGCUCGGGAAAGACUCUCGGCCCGUGCCGACCUGCUUGUUUUCGUCCUCGUCGGAGGCAGCGGAAGCGCCGUCGGGGGAGCUUCUGGCGGAAAUCGUAACCCUCUGCGGAGCCGACGAAUUCGGAAAGGCCAUUGAGGUCUUGCAGAAAGAAUCAACGGGCGCUCACCUGAAAUCCUGCUACGCAACAAUUUUGAAGAGCCUGGCCAAGCGAGAAGAGCAGGUAGAGGAGCAACGAAGACGGGACAAGGCCAGCGUCGGCAUUGCGAGCAGCCAGUCCGCGAGCGAGAAGGAACCCGACCGACACCUCCUGGCCGGAAACAUACUGGAUGCGCUUCUGGAGCUGGGAGAUUCCAAUGACGAGUUGCUGCCGACGAACGAGGACUUCAACACGGUGAUCAAGAUGUGGGGUUCGUCGACUUAUCUGGAGAACGCGUCGACAAGAUGCGCAGCAUCUGUCGAAGAACUGUGGCGCCUGUACGACAAAAAACGAGAAGAGCGGUAUGUUCCGCUGAAGGAGAGCUACCUGUACACUAUCAAAGCUUGUUCGCAGAGAGAUCGCAGUGGAGAUGCAGCGAAGCUAGCCGAGCGCAUGAUGUCGAAGAUGAAAAGCUUGAGCGAGGAUUACCCCCACCUGACACCCGAUCGAUCCAUUGCCAACGAAGUGAUGUAAGUUGUGCCCGUUCCGAGACGACCAGUCGUACCAUAUAUUGUCGCGUUGCGUUGUUUUGUGUCGCUUCGCUUCGUAUGAAGUAGCUAACAAUGCUCAUUCUGUCGUGAUCAUUUAGAAAUGCCUGGGGGAAGUCGGGCCGGAAAUACGAACAAGGCCUAAGGAGCCAAUCAGUGCUCGAGAAAAUGAUCGAAAACGCCACUUCCGAAGACCGCGACGGAGAGAUGAUCCCCGAUACAAAGUCCUUCAACAUUGUGCUGAAUGCAUUGGCACAAGGAAGGGAAAGGGAGUCGGAAGUCCGAGCGGAAGAAUUGCUCCAGAGGAUGGAAGUGCUUAGUUUGACAUACGAUUGCAAACCAGACAACACCUCGUUCAACACGGUCCUCAACGGCUGGGCUUCGAGCAGGCACCGAGGAUCCGCACAGAGAGCUAUCGCUAUCCUGGAACACAUGAAGAAACGCUACGAUGCGGGACUUACAAAAGUCCAUCCCGACGAGUCCACUUAUAACACUGGUAAGACGCCGUAGACCGAAACAGGGAAAGGCUAGAUCGAAGCUUCCAGUGAUUUUUCAAUUUUUUUCUUUCCUCAAAAUGCAGUUAUGGGGUGUAACUGAUUUUAUUCUUCGUCAUCUUUACUACUCUAUCGCUAUCAAAGUUUUGAAGGCCUUGGCAAAAUCAAGGGAUGAAGAUGCAAUAAAUCAAGCCGAAAGUAUCUUCGAGGAAUAUCUUGAAGCUUGUGAAAGUGGGAAGUUGAACCUAUCUCACAAUGCUUUCACCUAUAACUCGAUGAUGAAUUGUUACGCAAGAAGCAAUCAUCCGGAGGCAGCAAAACGGUCGAUGGAGCUUUUCGAAACAAUGAAAGCCAACAGUGGAAAACCCGGGUGGGAGCUUUGCUUUGUUGACGUCUUCACGUACAAUACGUUGAUAAAUGUCAUUUCAAAAGAAGAAUCGUACGACGCUUCCGAACAAGCGAUAUCUCUUCUGAAGGAGUUUGAACAAUCCUUUGCAGAGACCGGAGAUGUACGCUUCCGACCGAACAUUCGAUUGUACACAUCUGUAGUCAAGGCCAUCGGUCGAAGCAAAAAAAACACACAGCGGGCGCAAGAUAUCGUCGACCGCGUCGAAUCGUCGUACAUCAAGGGACUAACGCACUGGGAGGGCAAGCCGGAUGUUUCGUUUUACAAUGCAUUGAUCAACGCAUACGGAUGGUCCGACAUGGAAGGAAGAUCGGAAAAGUGCCUCGGCGUCCUAAAACACAUGGUCUCCCUCUUUGAAUCCGGAACCCUAGACGACGCGAAACCAGAUACCGUGUCCUUCAACUCGAUUCUCAACGCCUGUGCCCACGAAACAGCGAAGGGCCAGAGCAAGAGUGAUUCCAUCAUGAAAAUAGCCGUAGAGACCUUUGAUUUGCUGAAUAGUUCCACCGAAUACGGCAACCCCGAUCAGAACACGUACGUGCAGGUUUUGAUUUGCGUUGCUACUCACAUGGCGAAGAACGACGAGAAGCGAUCGUCCAUGGCGGAGGCCACUUUCCUGCAAUGCGCGGCACGGGGGCUCGUUGGUCCCAACAUAGUGGCGAAGCUGUUUGCUGCAGUUUCGAAUAGACAUUUUAAGGCUCUGAUGGGACCCGCAUCGUACGGAGGCAGCAAGCUGCGGUUCGAUAUGGCCAAGCUGCCAUCGGAAUGGACGCAAAACGCUGGUUCCCGCCAACGGCGUUCCAGCAGCCGCCGGAGGCAACAGAAUUUCCAGGUGACCAAAAACGUAAUUAGCAAUUCGAAACGACGGAAACAAUAAAAAUAUUACCCAACGAACUAUUUCCGUGCCCGUAAGGCAACAAUAGAAACAAAAAAUAACC